Molecule: messenger RNA, 5274 nt
Organism: Podarcis muralis (Common wall lizard)
Lineage: Eukaryota; Metazoa; Chordata; Lepidosauria; Squamata; Lacertidae
Gene: JMJD6
Product: jumonji domain containing 6, arginine demethylase and lysine hydroxylase
Biological process (GO): phagocytosis
Cellular component (GO): nucleus; cytoplasm
Molecular function (GO): P-TEFb complex binding; histone H4R3 demethylase activity
Source: RefSeq, a predicted model, not a curated record
AUGGGAAGGAGCGAUGCCUGGAGCGAGGCUGAGGAGGCAGCGGCGUUUGGCGGCGGAGCGAGGAGGCGCGGGCGUGAGGUUUCUGGAAGCUGCGGGGCGCUGCUCCUUCGGGCGGGGUGUCUCCGCGGCGGAUCCGUAGCCUGAAGAGACGGCGGACCAAGGAGGAGGAGGAGACGGCGGCGAAGGCGCCGGCAGCGGGAGCAUGAACCACAAGAGCAAGAAGCGCAUCCGCGAGGCGAAGCGGAGCGCCCGGCCGGAGCUCAAGGACUCCCUCGACUGGACCCGGCACAACUACUGCGAGAGCUUCCCGCUUAGCCCCGCAGCCUGCAAGGACAAUGUGGAAAGGGCAGACGCACUUCAUUUGUCAGUGGAAGAAUUUAUUGAACGUUUUGAGAAGCCUUACAAGCCGGUUGUCCUCUUAAAUGCUCAGGCAGGAUGGCCAGCUCAAGAGAAAUGGACCCUGGAGCGUUUGAAACGCAAAUACAGGAACCAGAAAUUCAAGUGUGGGGAGGACAAUGAUGGGUACUCUGUCAAGAUGAAAAUGAAAUAUUACAUUGAAUACAUGGAGACCACGCGGGAUGACAGUCCCCUCUAUAUAUUCGACAGCAGCUAUGGAGAGCACCCGAAGCGUAGAAAACUCUUGGAGGAUUACAGGGUGCCCAAGUUUUUCACAGAUGACCUGUUCAAGUAUGCAGGCGAGAAGAGAAGGCCACCUUACAGAUGGUUUGUGAUGGGUCCUCCUCGAUCUGGUACAGGCAUCCACAUUGACCCUUUGGGAACCAGUGCAUGGAAUUCCUUAGUCCAAGGAUACAAACGCUGGUGCCUCUUCCCUACCAGCACUCCCAGAGAGUUGAUCAAAGUGACUCGUGAGGAAGGAGGGAACCAACAAGAUGAAGCCAUCACUUGGUUCAGGGUAAUAUAUCCAAGGACUCAGCUUCCCACUUGGCCUUCUGAGUUCAAACCCUUGGAAAUUGUGCAAAAACCAGGAGAGACUGUCUUUGUACCAGGUGGCUGGUGGCAUGUAGUUCUCAAUCUUGACACAACUAUUGCUGUCACUCAGAACUUUGCCAGCUGUACAAAUUUCCCUGUGGUGUGGCACAAGACAGUAAGGGGAAGACCAAAAUUAUCAAGAAAGUGGUACAGGGUCCUAAAACAGGAACAUCCUGAGCUGGCUGCACUAGCAGAUUCUGUUGACUUACAGGAAUCAACAGGCAUUGCUUCUGAUAGUUCUAGUGAUUCGUCCAGCUCUUCAAGUUCCAGUUCUUCAGACUCUGAUUCAGAGUGUGAUUCUAGCUCUGAGACGGAAGGAAUGAUGCACAGAAGGAAAAAGCGAAGGACAUGCAGCAUGAUGGGGAAUGGCGAUACAAGCUCCCACGAUGACUGCGUGAGCAAAGAGCGCAGCUCCUCCAGGAUUAGGGAAUCUUGUGGAAGCCGUGCUCAUCCCUGAAAGAUAACAAGACCCAUCUAAAGGCAGUUGCAGCCAGCCAGCAGUCUUCUAUUCUUCCUAUCAACUGUAUGCUUGGAGCUUUCUCAAGUCUUCACCACUCCUUUUUAUUAUUAUUUUUAAUCCAAACUUCUACUUGCCAUUACCUGCUGACUUCUUGCUUACUAAAGGAGAAAACUAGAGAUUUCUAUGUUCUCAAAACUUUCUGCACUCCAUCAAACAAGCUUUCUUAUACAUCAGAAGACAAUGCCGCCCUCUGCAAGGCUGUGCUGUGGCUCACAACUCUGUGCAGUCGGCAAAAGAAAAUGGGGAAUAUCUAUUCAAAACGUAAUCUUAAAAAUAAGCAGGUAGCUCCUGAAAGCCUGUGUCAAGUUCCAACAUUGUCAUAUGUUUACAAGUUGAGUUCUCGUGCACUACAACUGGAGGUCAGAACUAUAACCUCUGCUGCAUGUAACUAGUCAGCAGAUCCUUUAACUAGAGCACAAAAAGAGACACUGUGUUAACUGUAUCCAACUAAGUACCCUUCUGUUGUGUAAAAAAUGAUCACCCUGUAAGAAGCACCUUUUUGUAAUUCUUAAUUUGUUGAUGACACCAAACCAACCAUGGACUAAUAAGAUUUGUGAUAUAUGUAAUGUCUGAACCAGCAGUCCAUUUCCACAAUUACAUAUGCUUUCUAUUUUAAAGAAAAGCUGCUGGAUUUUGCAGUAAGUUUGUAAGUUUGCCCCAGAAAAAGUAGGUAUGGAAGAAGCUGUAGUUGCCUCUUUUACCUCUCCCUGUGGGAGCUUCUGGAAACAUUAUAUGAAGGUAAAGCUUUUUUAUAUGGAGUGUAUGGAGUCUGAAAAAAUACAAUAAAAAAACCAUUUUAUGAAGAACUGCUGCUCUGCAGCCCAGAAACUUCCUACUCGUAUCUGCUGUUGUAAUAUGGCAGGUAUUUUUACGUGUGUGUGUUUUGUCUUGAAAUAAGAUGUGGUUGUGUGUAUCUUAAGGUAGCUGUAUUCUUUCAGGAUAUGUUGCUGCUUCAAGGUUUUUUGUUUCGUUAAUGGAGAUGGGUGUUAUGUGUUAAGAUGGGUCUUGUACCUCCAUACACAACAGUCUCUACCCUGAAGGUCUGCAAUAUAGUGAAAAGGUCUGAUGCCCCAAUAACACUUAAAAGCAAGUUUAAUGAUUAAUUGGGUAUGCUUCAAAAUUCUCUUCUUGUUUUUCUGCUUACCCCAUUACCAGCAACCUAGGGAGAAUUCCCAUCUACUGGCUGAUGCAUUGUGAAAGUACUAAUUAUUCAUUUCCAAAAUACUACCAUAUCACUCAGGCAGGGAUCCAUAUAUCACUUGCCAGCCUUAACUCCAUACUUGCACAAAACUAUCAUUUUUUGUGAAUGCCAACAGUAUGUGUUAAAAGGAUGGCUGCCUUCUGUAUCCCAUAACUGUUUUCUUCCAGGCUCCUUUUCCUUAAAACACUUGAGUUAAACUAGCAGACUUGUACCUGAUGCUGCUCAGCCAGUGCAGUUAAAAUCAGUAUCGUUUGUAAGGUUCAGUCCACUAUCUUGAUUCAAAAUUGCAUCCAAACAUUGAGGAGAACCUGAUGUCUGAACUCAGUAACCAUCAUGCAAAGUUUGGUUACAAUAUCUUAAGAAGAAGGAUCCAAAUGCAUAGCGAACGCACAAACACCUUUCCAAAAUUUAUAGCAGAUGAAAGUAACCAGGUGAAUUUACCUUGCAUACCCCUGGAUUUUACAACUUCCUGGGAAGUUGUAUCUAUAUAACUUUAUGUUCCAAUUUUUUGUGGCCUGUUACCCAAGAACUCGUAACUCAGGAGGCAGAUGAACAGCAACAGGAAAGGAAUUAGGACUAGUAUAGAUAUCUUAACAUUGACCAGAACAUUUGAAGCAGCCUGAGUCAGCCCAAUAUUUACUCAUUGGCAGCGGCAUUUUCAAUAUCUUGGGCAAAGGUCUUUUCUAGCCUUGCUUCCUGCUAUUACGUUGUUUGACAACCGUGGAUUGCACCAAUAACCUUCGGCAUGCCAAUCAGAAUUUGGCAAAAUCUGCCAGUGCUGUUAAAGUAUUCCUUGCAACCAUGAGGUUUAGAAUAUUGAAAGUGUAUUUGUUUUGCUUUCUGUGUUUAAAAAAGGAGACUUGUCUAAUACAUUCUGUGUGGCCUUUAUGCACUAGGUUUGCAGGGAAUGUCAUCUUUACCUAGAAGUCUUAAUUCCUGUUUGUCAUACCGGGAUGCAGAUACAUUUGUUCAGCCAUGUACAUUUAUUUAAACUAGGAUUACAAACCUUCACUGAGUUGAUCAGUGAAAUUCAUCUGGAAGUUGGGGGCUAAGUAUGCUUGGUGGGUGAGGCUGAAGAGCCCUGCCAUUUGGGUACAAUAUGCUAACUUUCUCUGUCUUGUAUCAAAUAUGCCAUUAAAACACAAACCUGGGUGGCUUUUUUCUUUGUAUCAAAAACUGAUGGAUACUUGGCAUUUCAGGGUUAAGCCAGUUAUAAUUUUUUAGGAAUAGUCACCACAGGCAAUUGAACAUGUCAGUGUUCAGCUACAAUCAGUGUCCUUUUUAAAUGUAUAUCUUCCACAAGUGGGAUUUGUUCAUUUGUAGAUGCUAUUUGCCUCUGUUACUGUACUAGGGAAUAUUUUUAUUCCAGAUCUCCCAAACUGAUGAAAAAAACCCACAUUAAACUUGGGCUUUCUUUCUUUAAAAAAGUUGUAGAUUUUAUUUAUAGGAAUGUACUUCUUGCAUCUGAGUAGCUGGCUAGCUCCUUUCAGUUGCGCUCUUUCAGUGUUGUCAUUUUCAUUGUUUUGCCAGAUGCCAACUAUAUUCCUGUUCUGCGGAGUUGAAGCCAGGCAGCUGUCAUGCUGGAGGAAAGUAAAUUGGUUUUGUUAAGUACCAAUCAUUCAGAUAGCCGUGGGUUGGGAAUAAGGAUCCUGAAUUCUUUACUUGCCCAGGGUUGCAAGCAGAAGGAAAUAACUCCAAGCUUCUGGUUUAAUGAUUCCUUUGUGAUGGGGUGACAAGAGUGUGAAAACUGCAAUAUUGCUUCUAAAUAAUCCUUGCCGAGAAAAUUUACAGCUGAUCGUUGUUUAAAUCACAACUCUUAUUUUAAAGAUACUGCUUUUCACAAACUCCCCCCCCUUAAUGUGCCUCUUUGAAAACUAAUGCAGUGUUUAUAUUAUGCCAGCUGCAGUUAGACCUGAAGUUGCUGCCUAAAAGUCCAAUGGCUAAUACUUGGCUUUUUUUAUAACUAUGAUACCUAGAAACCUAUGAGAUUAUAAUGAUCCUAGCCAGGAUCAUUAUUAAACACUAAUUAAACAACAGGUGUUUUACAAAUCAAUAUAUCUCUAGCUCAGACUUUAUUUUCAGGUCCUUAAUCCUGUACUGUUAUUAGAACAUCCUUUUAAAAGGAUGCAUGUUUUACAGUUACCCAUCUGAUGAAAAAUUUCACUGAGAGCUUGUGAUUGCAUCAAAGAAAGCCCUGGGUUUAUUAGCUCUUCUUGCAUAUUUCAGUUAAAUUGGAUCAACCUUUUUUCUGAACAGCUUUCAGCAACAGCCAUUUCUUACUUUGGGAACUGUGCUAAAUCCUUUUAUUUCUCGAAUUCCUAAUGACUGUGUCAUUGUGUUGAGGAUACCUGAGAGGCCCUUAGACUAGAGCUCCAUUCUUCCCUUUUGUGAGGGGCGAAGUCUCUGGACUGUUUCAGCAACAUUUAAAGUGCCACCUCCGCUAACAACUUGUAAAGUCUAAUCAUUUAAUGGAACCAGGGUGGGAGUGCUCUGAAUUGUUCUCUGAAUGAUUUUCAUGUUUUUCAUUUUUAAUUUUUUUAAAAUAAAGCCUUAUUUUCCAUUA